Xenopus tropicalis (tropical clawed frog) is the source of this 1495-nucleotide messenger RNA. RefSeq names its product selection and upkeep of intraepithelial T-cells protein 1. Gene Ontology annotation, biological process: regulation of leukocyte cell-cell adhesion; regulation of T cell activation. Gene Ontology annotation, cellular component: membrane. The transcript is spliced from 9 exons. The coding region runs from base 159 to 1373 and encodes 404 amino acids. The record is from RefSeq and is a predicted model, not a curated record. NCBI's taxonomy places the organism in Eukaryota, Metazoa, Chordata, Amphibia, Anura, Pipidae.
GGCGGUAAGGGAUAAUUUUCAUAAGGAGGAGCCAGUUGUACAGCUGAGGCUUCCAGUGAUCACACUUCGGAGGAGCCCCGCAUUGAGUUCAGCUACUUAACGCACUGGGUUCGGAGAAGGCUCAGUGUUACUACAGAUUAGAUUGGUGGUUGCAGAUUAUGGCAUGUAACAUGCAUAAGACUAUGAUUGCUUUCUUCAUCCUUUGGUCUCUGUAUAAAGGGUCCCUUUCAGCUAAAUAUAAGGUUGUAUCGGCACCAUCAGUUGUUGCUACACUUGGGUCAGAUGUGCUGUUAACUUCUCUCCUGGCUCCUGAGAUGAGCGGAGAGAAGAUGGAAAUCCGUUGGUUUAAGCCUAUGUACCGGCCCUAUGUUCAUCUUUAUAUUAAUGGGAAAGAUGAUUACACAGCCCAGAUGCCACAGUUUGCUAACAGAACAGAACUGCUAAAAGAGAACAUCACUAGGGGAAUUUUCCCUUUGAUGAUCCGUAACCUCACCGCUCAGGAUUCUGGGAAAUAUUAUUGUUAUGUUGAGUCCAGUGACCAUCACAGCAUGGCAACAGUUGAUUUCAUUGUUACUGUUCCCUGCCACCCAAAAACUCACUCACAUAAGGAAAGUGGAGUCAGGAUACCCCGUGAUGUGUCCAUCAACCAAGAGAGACAGAGCCAGGCACAAAGAUCAGACAGUCCAAAAGAAGGGGCUGUUGGAUCUCCCCCUGUCAUUUCCACAAUUGCUGACGACACUGUGUUUUGUGAGUCCGAUGGCUGGUACCCAGAACCGUAUUUGAUUUGGACAGAUAAUGAGGGGAACAAAGUAAUGCCAUCAAUGGAAAAAGUUUUCAAAGACGAAAAGAGCUUGUAUCAAGUUAUUAGUGCUAUUUACCUGCCGCCCACAUCAUCAAAUAUCACUUGCACUGUGUCCAGCUCUCUAAAUCAGAGCAAGGAAAGCUCCAGGCAGAUCAGAGCUGUUGGGUCUCCCCCUGUCAUUUCCACAAUUACUGAAGACACUGUGUUUUGUGAGUCCGAUGGCUGGUACCCAGAACCCUAUUUAGUUUGGACAGAUGAUGAAGGAAACAAUAUAAUUCCAUCAAUGGAAAAAGUUUCCAAAGACAAAAAAAGCUUGUAUCAAGUUAUUAGUGCUAUUUACCUGCCGCCUGCAUCAUCAAAUAUCACUUGCACUGUGUCCAGCUCUCUAAAUCAGAGCAAGCAAAGCUCCAGGCAGACCAUAGAAAUGAGACCAGUAACCUGCAGGGAUCAGUACAGUCGCUACAUUGUAUUCUGCGCUUGUCUGGUUGUUAUACUGAUGUUGCUUGGGUAUAUUUGCUUUCUGUUGAAGAGACUUGGAGAACUUCAGAGAAAUGUAAAUGGGAAUCUGUGAGCAGGGGAUCCUGCCGGAAUAUCGCAGUCAGAAGGGAUUCAACUCACUCAGCUCCACUUCUGAACUGCCAGUAACAAACAUGGAAGAAAAAGUCCCUAUUAUGAACAGGGGAGUGAUCUACA